AUGGCAGAAGCAGUGGUGUCGACUGCUCUAGAAACCUUGCGCGAUUUGUUGUUGGAAGAAGCAAGGUUUUUAUCUGGUGUGGGCGAUGAAGUGAGGGAGCUCGAGAUCCAGCUCAAAGAGAUGAAGUGUCUCCUCAGAGAUGCUGACAGAAGACGACAUGAAAGCAGCAUGAUUUUGAAUUGGAUCUCAGAGAUCAAAGAUCUUGUAUACAGAGCCGAAGCUGCCAUUGAAAGACACGCAGUUUAUCAAGUGACUUCAAGGAGAAGGCGAGGCCUCACACAGCUCAUCCGCAGAUGUAGUUGUAAUUUGGAAGAAUACAAGUCGAUCCACCAACUAGGCUCCGAGAUUUCACCAAUCAAAUCCCGUCUUGAAAGAAUAAACAAGGAAAUGCAAGACAAUGGCAUAAAGAAGAGCAUCAUCAACAAUACAGAUGAAGGGGAAAGCUCGUUCGCCAACAACAGGGCAAGGAAGAGCUUCCCCGAAUUCGAGAUCGGAGAGUGUUUUGUAGGGAUGAAGGAUGAACUGAAGCAGCUUGCUAAUCUCCUGAGGCAAGAAAACGAGGAGCGAGUUAUUUCAGUGUGGGGAAUGGGCGGAUCAGGCAAGACCACCAUUGCCAAAAAGCUCUACAACGAGAACAAGACUAGCUUUGAUCUUUCCGCGUGGGUUUGCAUUAGUCAGCAACGUCAGAGUUUUCAAUCAGUUUGGAAGGAUGUUCUCAAACAGCUAGAGCCACAAACAAGUGAGGAUCUGAGCGAGUGGGAGUUGAAGGAGCGACUAUGCAAGAUACAACGAGAGAAGCGAUGCCUCAUUGUUGUGGAUGAUCUUUGGAAAACUUCUGAUUGGAAUGAGUUGAAGCAUCCGUUCCUUGUCCAUGAUUUGUUAAGCAAAAUCUUGAUCACCACACGCGAACAGGAAGUUGCCGAGAUUGGAUGCCCAGUAAAAGUUGGGAUUCUAAAAGAGGAGGAUGCUUUGGAUCUACUCAAGAAGAAAGCCUUUCCACAUACCAACAUUCCAGAGUUUGCACCGGAAGAAAAAUUUGAGAAAAUUGAGAAAGAAAUGGUGCAGAAAUGUGGGUAUUUGCCGUUGGCAAUUUCUUUACUCGGUGGGGUCUUGAGAAUGAAAAAUUCGAUCAUGGAGUGGGAGUUAGUAAAUAGGGAUAUCAAAAAACACAUAUAUAGAGACGAAAGUGAGAUUGAUGGAGUGCUAAAUUUAAGCUAUGAAAGUCUACCCUAUUAUUUGAAGCCUUGCUUUCUCUAUAUGGGUAUAUUUGAAGAGGACGAAGAUAUAAAUAUUCGGCGUCUAUAUAGCAUGUGGAUAGCACAAGACAUGAUUUCAUAUGAGAAUAUUGGAGACAAGGACAAAUCUUUGAUUGAAAUCGCGGAGCUCUACUUGGGUGAGUUGGCCUCCAGGUCCAUAGUUGAAAUAAGCGACGACGAUGAUGUCAUGCCUACAAGAAAAUAUAGGAGCUGCAAACUUCAUGAUGUAGUAAGAGAACUAUGUUUGAAAUUAGGGAAAAGGGAGGAUUUUGGUGUGCUAAGUUUGGAGUAUCAAACUGGGAAACUUAGAACCUUACUACGACAAGCUUCCUCGCAUAUGAAAAUACGAAAUUUGGUUAUCCAUUUCAGAAGAGAAGUUGAAGUGGAACCUGGUGAGCUUGGAGAAGAUAGUAGCAAACAUUUAAGGAAGAAAGUUACCGAAAGGAAUCACUAA
This is a messenger RNA of Salvia miltiorrhiza (redroot sage), 1710 nucleotides long. RefSeq names its product putative disease resistance protein At1g50180. NCBI's taxonomy places the organism in Eukaryota, Viridiplantae, Streptophyta, Magnoliopsida, Lamiales, Lamiaceae. The transcript is spliced from 3 exons. Gene Ontology annotation, molecular function: ADP binding. The record is from RefSeq and is a predicted model, not a curated record. Bases 1 to 1710 code for a protein of 569 amino acids. Gene Ontology annotation, biological process: defense response to other organism.